Mytilus trossulus (common blue mussel) is the source of this 7306-nucleotide messenger RNA. Its product is annotated as MLX-interacting protein-like. Gene Ontology annotation, molecular function: protein dimerization activity; RNA polymerase II cis-regulatory region sequence-specific DNA binding; DNA-binding transcription factor activity, RNA polymerase II-specific. Gene Ontology annotation, cellular component: nucleus. The transcript has 18 exons. The record is from RefSeq and is a predicted model, not a curated record. Bases 82 to 2628 code for a protein of 848 amino acids. Gene Ontology annotation, biological process: regulation of transcription by RNA polymerase II. NCBI's taxonomy places the organism in Eukaryota, Metazoa, Mollusca, Bivalvia, Mytilida, Mytilidae.
UUUCAGAUCUAGGACUGGAAAAAAAAACCAAGCACGAAGAACUGAGAAUCCUGCAAAUUUGUAACAUUGAGAUGCAAACAUAUGGCUGCGGUUAUGACAUUAAAGAGUUCGAGAAUUAUACCAGGGCUGUUGGAAUCGGAUAGUAUGAAUAUGGACAUUAAACAAGAAAUAGGAGACCCCGAUUCAUGCAUUCACAGUGGUCAUUUUAUGUUGAGUCGAGUCCAUGACCCCAAUCUAGAUGAAGAUGAUGAGGAUUCCUCCUCACUGGCCGCUAUUGAUCAACCUGCACCCUACGAUUUUACUGCCUCAAAGAAAGAACCAGCAGAGUCUUAUGAAUUUAAGGAGCAACCUUCAUCAACAAUUGAAACCUCACUUUCAAAAUUGUUUGACUGUCUAAGUUUAGCUUACAGUGGAAAGUUAGUAUCUCCAAAAUGGAAGGCAUUUCGAGGACUUCACAUGACAAUCAAGGACAAGGUCAGAUUAAACAACAUCAUCUGGAGGGAAUGGUACAUGCAAUAUAUUUAUGGAAAAAGUACUGUGAUCUGCCAGUUUGCUUCACCUAUGUCUGAUGACAUACACACCAGACCAGAGGCUAUUGUGUUAGAAGGGAAGUAUUGGAAAAGAAGAUUGGACACAGUCACACAUGAAUAUAAAAGAUGGAGGAAAUUUUUCAAAAGCAAAUUUGCCCGAUCCAAACCAGAUCCAUCUCUGAGUGAGGUGAUGUCGCAUGCUGAACUACUGGAUAGACUGAGAGAUGUUCACCAGAUACCAUAUAACACCCAGCAUAGCUCGGCCACAGAUCUUAUGUUAGAGAGUAUGGAUAUAGAUUUUACUCAGGAUUUCUUCUCCCAGCUCAAUCAGAGCCAGCCAUUUGCCUUCCCUACUGCUAAAGAAUUUACUGGUUUUGGAAUUGCUGACCUUACACAGCCUGGUUUGUUGUCUUUACAACCAACAUUAGAAGACUUUCCCAUGGAUACGUUUGAUCUCCAAGAUAUGAUCCAGUUCUCACAAAGUCAGUCCUUGACAAACAAUGUGAUACAGUUUACUGGUAACAAUAGUCAUGAACCCGACAAUCUCAGAUUUCAGAUGCCAGUGCAACAAGACAUUGAAAUGAAGCCAGACUUACUUCAAGGUCAAACAAAUGCUGAAGGUCAGAUGAAUAUCAGUGGUUUAAACCUGAUCAAUUUAUUGUUAUCUGGAGACACUUCUCAACAAUCAUCUCAGAUACAAUUAAACAAUACACAAACAAUUUUAAAUCAGUUUCUACAGCAACAAGGGCAGCAAUUGAUACCAGAUCAAAAUCAGCCGGCAUUAGUGAUAUCAGACAAUAGUUCGGCAAGGUUAUCUAGUAAUCAAGGUCAGGCCAAGGACACAACAUUAUCAACGUUGCAGGCGGCUCUCUCUGGAAAUUUGUCCAAUAAAAAGACAAAGGAUAAAAAUUCCAUGGUUACUGUAACUCCGGCAACAUCAAUCCUCUCGAAUAAGACAGGAGGGAUUGGAGCCACUAGUAAACGACAGACUAAAAAAGAUGGAUUUGUUGUGCCUCAGGGCAAGCCAGUGACAGUGAGAAGUAAAUCUACAAUGAGAACUAUAGCUCCUGCCCCUGUCGUACAGAAGACUUCAUACUCUGCCUUGGAGGAACUUCUUAAAACAGGUACUUAUCCAGGAGCAGUAAUUAGUGUGAAGAAUGAGGGCAAUAAAGCAUCAGCUACUUAUGUUUCUCAAACUCCAGUUAAACCAAUAAAGCCAGCCUUUUCUUCUCCAGCUUUGUCUUCAGUCAUUGAUAAACAAACUUUACCAACUGUAAAGACUGACAGCCAUUUACUGAAGUCCAUCAGUACAGAUGAUAGUGAAAUGACUAGUAUUUUAUCAUCGAUUGGUAAACCUACUUUUCAUAUUAAUACAUCUCUAAGUGCUGACAUACCUCUCAGUCCUGUGUCGUCUGCUGGUAGUCCUAUACAGUCCAUUGACAAUCCAUUGGAUACAUCACUUGGUUCUCCUACUGGCUACAAUAAAGACAAAGAGGCAAUACACAGAUCAUCAGAGCAGAAGAGAAGAUUUAAUAUCAAGCAUGGGUUUGAUACCCUUCAUGUUUUAAUCCCAGCAAUAAUGCAAAACAGUAAUGCUAAAAUCAGUAAAGCAGCUAUGUUACAGAAAACUGCUGAGUAUUGUAAAAAGUUAAAACAAGAAAGAGCACAAAUGCACAAUGAAGCAGAAAUCUUGAGGAAUGAAAUAGAAACAUUAAAUAAUGCAAUAGGACAAUGUCAAGCACAGCUUCCGGCCACUGGUGUUCCUGUGACAAGACAGAGAGCUGAUCAGAUGAAGAAAAUGUUUGAAGAAUAUGUUAAGAAUAGAACACUUACAAACUGGAAAUUCUGGAUUUUUUCAAAAAUAAUAGCCCACCUGUUUGACACGUUUAAUGCCAUGGUGUCUACCAGUAGUACAGAGGAGCUGUGUAGAACUACACUCAGUUGGUUAGAUCAACACUGUUCCUUGGUCAACCUUCGACCAGACGUGACUAAUGCCUUGACAUCAUUGAGUACAACAACAAGUAUUCUAUCUGAUCCCUCCAAACUGCCUGAACAAGCUACUAAAGCUGCACUCAAUCCUAAAUCUGAACCACGGUGACAAAAGGAUACAAAGGGAAGAUAACCCUUCCAAAAAUAGUGCUUUCAAGAUGGCUGCUUCAAGCUUUUGUUGGACUUGCAGAAACAGAAGACUUGAAAUUACCUUUGUACUUAAUGAGAAAUGUAAAGCAGGGUUGAUUCUUGUAGUAUUUGAUAGAAAGUGUGAUAAUGGAAUGGAAAUUUAAAAGAAGUCCUGAUUCAGGAAUAAAAUGUUUUAAUUUUAAAAUAUUAUAUGUAAAUUACAUGGUUUACAUACCCAACAAAUCCUGUAUCAGGAAUAAAAGUGGUUAUUUUUAAGACUAAUUUGUAAAUAACACAUGACAAAUACAAGGUUAGUGUUUUCCUAUGAUUAGUACCUAUGUAUAUUAUUACAGGGUAUGAAAGCUGUUAGAAAUAUUUAUAUAUAUGGAAACAAAAUCAAAAUAAAGAAAGAAUGAAGUAUUAGUUGAUAAAUCCAUGGUACAGCCAAACCUGUUACAGUGAAACCUGUUUAAACCGAAACCUCUUCGGGACUGAAGAAUUUGUUCGUAUUUGGCCGAUGCUUGGUUUUAUCAGGUUCACAACGUAUACAAUUUGAUAUGACGAUUCUUAAGGACAAUUUUUGGUUUAUACAGGUUUUCGGUUUAGCCAGGUUUCACUGUAUAAAGGUCAACUUUAGUAACUUACCCGGUAGCCAUUCUUGUCACUUCAACAUCAUUUAUUCAUACUAUAGUUAUACAUAUGCAUUUUGACCUCAAUUCAGAAGUCACCUCUUUUGUAAGGUUAUAUUUCUGUAGUCGUGAGGUUGAUCUUUAUUUACUGGUUUGGUUGUACCACUUUAGUUUUAACUUAAUAUGUUCAUAAUGUUAGAUUAAUGCUUUAAAAGCUAGAAUUAAGUAUCCAAGAAAAUCCUUUGUACAAUAAACCCUGUCUAAACUGAACUCAUAUGGAAAGGUUAAAGUUCAUAUCUUUUAAAAUAUGAUAAUUUAUGAUUGUUAUCUGGGUUUAAGUGAUUGCAGAACACCUAAAUGAGCCAACUCUUAUAAAAAUCACCUGAGUGUUUUAAUAACAUACUACAAGUUGAUAUCAAUCAAGCUUAUCAAGGAUCUAGAUAAGUUUUUACAACCGCUUUAUAUCCAAUGAAAUUAUUCCUGUAAAUUGUGUUGUUCAAAUUUCUUGACAACUGUUCAAAACAAGUAUUUUAAAAAAAUUAAACGAGCAAAAUCUAUUUGAGUCCAAGUGUCUGGUUCCCACUUCAAUCUUUAAACUUUCUAGUUUGAGUUAUGGAUGACUGUACUGAAUGUAUCUAUAGGUGUCAUACCACCAGUUAAAAGUCCCUAACUGUUCAACCAAAUUUUGCAAAUUUCACAGAUUUUUAAAUAUUUUACCUUAAAUUUAACUUCAUAGAAACUAAGUAUAUCCUGACUUGUUCAGGUGUCACCUUUCUGCAUGCCAAUUUUCAACAUACAUUCAAAAUCAUUUAAGAACGAAGAGAGCUUCCUAAAGGAGGUACCAUUAAAAGUAACCCCUGGUUUUCUGGAAAUCUUAAAUUAGUAUACUAUGGAGCGCAUUAAUCCUCUAUUUUUAAUGCAAACUCAUAGACAGGUAAAGUUUGGCUCAAAAUGGUCUUAAUAUAUUUUUUUUUAACAAAAGUUUCAUUUCUGUAAAUUUGUUGGUUAGUUUAGGUGAACAAUGACAUCACAUGCACUAUUUUUUUGUGAAAGUUCGUCUCAUUUGUUCCAUUAAAGGAAUGCUUUCCAUACAAUAUGAAAGUACGUAGGUGCCAUAGAAUAAGGACCAGUCAAAAUAUUAGUACCUAGUCAAUAUUAAUCAAUUUGUUGGUUUGUAAUUAUAUAAUCGUGUGUUAUCAUUGAUUGUGAACUAACUCGCUAACCCUUUUGUAAUACUUUUUAAAUUGUUCAACAAUGAUUUCUUCCCCUGUUUUAUGUUGAGUUCCGUUUUGACAGGCCUCAUUGGUUUUUUAAAUGAUAGACAUUGAAUAUAUUAUUUAUUUUUUUUUAAUUUAGAUGAUAUGCACUGUAUAUUUUUUAUGAAAUAUUUAUUUUGGAUGGGUUUAAUUUAAUUAUAUAAUUAGAGACUUAUUAUAAAAGUUAUCAUGAUUUGUCUACAGUGAUUAGUUGUCCCAUUGAUAACAUAUAAUUGUAAGGUUCCAUCUCAUCAUGGAAUACUUCAAAAAAAGAUAUGAAAAAAUGAAAAAUGAUUUCUCUUUAGGGCUUUCUGAGAAACAGGUCCUGGUUUUGUCUGAAACUGGAUACCUCUAGAAAUAUUUUGGUGAUAGGCUUUGUAUUUCCAAACUUUAAUAUUUGUUCCAAAGACUAGUUAUAAUGCAAGACAACUAUGUUUGUUAAAUUUAUAAAAAAAAUAACCUAUGCAGAUACAGUUGAAAAAGUUGUUAAAUAUAAUUCACUUUUAAAAAAAUAAAGUGUGCUAGCUUGACAUUGUCUAAUUAAAAAUAAAUUGAUUUUAUUAUCUGGUAAUGGUUUGUUAAGUGAUUAUAUGAAUGAUAGCUUUAAUAUAUAAGUAAAUCACCAAAUCAUAAUUGUAUAUAUAUUUUAUUCUGUAUAGUAGGAACUCUUUUUUUGCAUUCAACUUUGGUGUAUAGUUGUGUUCACAUGUAAUGUAUGAAUAGGGCAAAUAUUUUGUAAAAAGUAGUUUUUAGUACAUAAGACAGACUUUCCAUUCCUACAAAAUAUUAUACAGCUAAGUUUCACUUGUGAUAUUUAUUUUCACUUAUCUAUUAAUUUUCUUUUUUUUACAGGACAACAAAAAUAAUCUACAACUGCUUAUGAACUAAAGAAUCUAAAUAAUUUAGAAAAAAAUAAGUUUGAAAUGUUUUAAUCUUAAAAUUAAAACAGUUGUCUAGCAUCAAUAAAAGUUCCCAACAAAUGUGCCCUUUUUGUGAGAAUUGGUUGUUGUUUUUUUCAUCAUUAACACUGGUGAUCUCAAUAUGUGUAAUAUGCAAUUACAAUGUAAAUUUUUUUGCAAUUAUCCUCAAAACAGUUAACUUUCAUUAUUGUGAUUUAUAUCAAUGCAAUUUCUAAACGAAUAAUACUCCUUUUUCAAAUGUAGUAAAUGCUUGAUCUAAUUCAUUCAAUAAUUUCGUCUUGUAAUAAUUAUAGAUAAUGACUUCAAAGUUAUGCUUUUUACAUCUACAUUGUAGAAUGCUUUUUCUGGAAAAAUGAAAUAACAAAGUAAGUUGUCUGAAUUUGAUCAAUGUAGUUUUCUUUUAGGUGAGAUUUCAUAGAUAAGAUAGAAAACUAGAAUUCACAAAAACACUAAGUAGACAGAAACUACCUUUUCAGUGCUUCUGCGCUUUGAUUUAUUAGUAGCAUCAGAUCCUCAUCUUGUGAGCAUUUUGAUGAUAACAUGAUUACCAAAUAUCUGUCUAUAUAAUUCUGACUACCUUUGAAGGCUUGUUAUGAGGUAUAAUUCUUUAAUUUUUAAUUUUGAAGAUACAGAAUUAGAUUAAAAAGAUAACAUGAGGGGUAGGGGGUAUAUGCUUGCACAAACAGGAAAUAAAAUGGCCAUUUCACAAUUAAUUAAACCCUUUGUAUAAGCUUUCACAGUGCUCUUUUACUGACUGCACAAAACAUGCUUAAUAAUAAGCUUUAAGCAUGCAAACCUAUGAAUAUAUGCCAUACAUAUUGCACAAAAAUAGCCGUUUAGCUAACUUUAGCACACGCUUUACUAGAUCUUGUCACAUUUUCAAUUGGCAUUAUUUCAUGCACAUUUUGUAUAUGAACUACCUCUCUCAUGUUAAGUUCUAUUGAAAUCCAUCUCAUUGUUUUAGAGUAGUUUCACUUAUAAUUUUUAUAUCAUAAAAAAAAUAAGAUAUUGUAAUGUAUGAUUGUCAAUGACACAACUCUCUACCAGAGACAAAAUAAUAUGGAGAUGAACAACUACCAAUAGGUCACAGUAUUGUUCAUUUAUUCUAUAAUUGCAAUUACGUAGAUCAUUGGAAAAGAAUGCUUUAGUUUGUCUACAUAUCAUCUUAAAAUGAAAUAGAUUCAACCAUUAAAUCUCAUGCAUUAUGGUAUUUCCCUACUCUACUUAACAUUUUAAAAAGCUUGACAAUCCUGGUGUUUUAAUUUUUUCCAACUUGGCUGUCCCCCAGAGAAGAAAUAUCAUAUCACACUUGAUAGUUGUAGUAGAAUAACAUAGCCGUAGCCAGGGGGGUCCCUUGAAACCAAAUAAGCACUGUUAAAGUCAACAUUCUGUUCAAAUUGUGACUGUCAAAGUCGAGUCCCCCCCCCACUUGAAUAAUAUUUAUAACAGCUUUUUUCCAUUCUCUAUCUUUCAUUGAUCUUAGACAGAUUCUCUUCAUUUCGCUUUUAAAAGAUCUUCAAAUCACAAUUUAUUUGCUCAAUUUUUCAAGUCAUUUAGUAUAUACGCUGUUAUUAAGAAUUUUGUUUCAUAUAGAUUUAUAUUUAGAUUAGCAUAUAUAUGUGGCAUUCAAUUAUAGACCAUUUUCAUGCAUUUUUUCUGAGUCAGAAUAGUCAACCAUUUUAGUUUUAAUGUUUAUAGUAUGUUGUUUAAAUUAUUAGCUUGUGUAGUGGCUAAUAAGCACAUAUGCUGUUGUUUAUUGUGUAUUAUUGAAGUGACAUUAAUGAUCAUGUGUAAAGUAUGUGUACAUAAGUCACAUGGUGUUAUAAUAUAAUAAAAUAUACUAUAGCCAUUUA